AAUGCCAUUUAAAAACUUCAAAUCCCUAACCAUUGCUGAAAUAAAAUAACAUAACCUUAAAGCACAAAUAAAAUCCAAAUACGAUCAAACACGUUUAGCUAUCAGUUUGUAUUUAUGAAUAAAUAUUGUACGUAAAGUCAUGUAUUUCUUCCAUUAAAAUUCAUACGUAACACAUAAUAUUUGCAAAAUGGCAUUUGUAAGGCGCUUCACAACUAUUCUAACAAGAACUCGAUUAAAUAUUCCUCUUAACACACAAGGUCGUAAAAUACAUCGUUGGGUAUCGCCAACAUUAAUUGAAUUAAAGUACCGUGAAAAAAAGCAAGGAGGCAAAGUCGUAAAUCCAAGGAACCAAUUUUUAGAAUGGAAUUUAGAAGCGGAAUUGUACGCUUUUGGAAAGCGUCUAAACGAAGAGUUUGAUUCAGAACUUUUACUCCAAGCAUUUACAGAUCGUUCUUAUGUGAUCAAGGAAGAAAUGAAGCAAAAGGAAAUGGACUUUGAUAUAAAAAUGAAAGAUAAUAGAGAAUUAGCAGAACAAGGUGGACAAUUUAUGGAUGAAUAUAUCAAAUUAUAUUUGGAAACAGUUUUACCAAAGUUCCCAAUGGAGGGCAUAACAAGCGUUAAAAAUUAUCUUAUCAGUGAAAGUGUCCUAUCCAAAAUAUCUUUGUACCUUGGUACAAAAGACAUCAUUUUGGCAGCUGAAUAUCCAGUUGAUCAACAAACUCUAGCAAAAACCUUUAAAGCCAUAGUUGGAGCUUUGUUGCAAUCAUCCGGUGAGGAACAAACUGCCCAUUUUGUAAGAGACUUUGUAAUAACACAGCUACAAGGCCAAGAUGUAAACGAUUAUUGGCACAUAGAAGAUCCAUGGUCAAUGCUCACUGAUUUAAUAGCUAAAACUAGCAGCCAGUUGGAACCACGGUUAAUCGGUGAGGUUGGGAGAAAUACACUACUUGCCUGUUACAGAGUUGGUCUUUACUUGGAUAAGAAAAUGCUAUCUUCAGGUUUUGGUGAAACAGUUGCAAUUGCAAAAGAAAUGGCCGCUAGGGAGGCUCUGAAAAAGAUAUUUGGUACAGAAGAAAAUAUGCAUCCAAUUAAUUUUAAACUUAAUGGAAUACCAAAAGCAACUUCAGAUUUAAGAUAUAAAAUAUCUGCAAAUUGAAGAUUUGAUAAAUAGUGUUUGUAGUAUAUGGUAAAUAAUUAUAAUAAAUAUAGCAUAUUA
This is a messenger RNA of Melitaea cinxia (Glanville fritillary), 1216 nucleotides long. RefSeq names its product 39S ribosomal protein L44, mitochondrial (gene mRpL44). Gene Ontology annotation, biological process: RNA processing. The record is from RefSeq and is a predicted model, not a curated record. The coding region runs from base 188 to 1156 and encodes 322 amino acids. Lineage: Eukaryota; Metazoa; Arthropoda; Insecta; Lepidoptera; Nymphalidae. The transcript has 6 exons. Gene Ontology annotation, molecular function: double-stranded RNA binding; ribonuclease III activity.